This is a messenger RNA of Penicillium taxi, 1977 nucleotides long. RefSeq names its product putative G-patch domain protein (TFIP11). The record is from RefSeq and is a predicted model, not a curated record. Gene Ontology annotation, molecular function: nucleic acid binding. Bases 1 to 1977 code for a protein of 658 amino acids. Gene Ontology annotation, cellular component: U2-type post-mRNA release spliceosomal complex. Gene Ontology annotation, biological process: spliceosomal complex disassembly. The transcript has a single exon. NCBI's taxonomy places the organism in Eukaryota, Fungi, Ascomycota, Eurotiomycetes, Eurotiales, Aspergillaceae.
AUGCUGGCAGCCAUGGGAUACAAAGCGGGAGAAGGCCUAGGCGCGCACAAACAAGGCAUAACUGCUCCCAUUGAAGUGAAGGUACGGCCACAGGGUAAUAUUGGUCUUGGUGGAAUCCGAGAGAAGACCAACCAAGUCUUGGAGCAAGAACGCCAAGAGGCCCUAUCACGAGGCGAAGCUGUCAGCGACGACAUGGAAGACUACGAAAAUCGAAAGCGCACAGGAAAACUGCAGAAAGGCGCUCAGAACCAAAAGCGUGGCCCUCCCAAGAAAUCAGCACGACUGAAUCCUGUGAAAUUCCGAACGGCGGGUGAGCCGGAAGAUGAGCUAGAGGUUUUUGAAACGAUCAUCGAUGCCACCGGAAAAGAGCAGCGACGUCUAACCUCGACAUCUGGGAUAAUGUCUCAGCAAUUGUCAGGCCCUACAAAGGCACAGAAGUUGACGUCACGUUUUCUGGCCGAAAUUGAUGCAAGUGCCAACGAAUGGAAUUACCGCGUUGAAGAUCACAAUGCGAAUCAGGCCCAAAAAGCCGAAAUUGCUGAACUGGUAACUUGGAACACAGAGCUACUCCUCCUUGUCGACAAAAUGAUCAACGAUAUGGAGGUUCUGGUCGGCGUCGUUAACAAUGAACAUCCGUCUCCCUCGAAGUUUGAUGAGUUAGCCGACAAGAUCUUAGCUAUCGGAGAAAAAUACGAGGACAUUGCAGAUCAUUUCAACAUCGGAGAAGGUGUUGUCAGUGCGAUCCAACCAGCUUUUCGUAAAGCAAUGGAUGAAUGGGAUCCUCUUCAGGACCCUACCUUUCUUGCUUCAGCCCUGGGUCGAAUCCAGAAAGUUGCAAACAAACGACUUUUUGCGUCCAUGAUUCGUCGAUUUUGGUUGCCGCGAGUGAGCUCAGCUCUGUUGGAGUGGAGCGUGCACGACCCGAGCUCUGCUACGACUUUGCUUGACGCCUGGAAGCAGGUUGUCCCUACAUCGAUCUACUCAAGCAUCCUGGAAAAAUCGAUUGUUCCUAAAUUAACAGACGCUCUGAAUUCGUGGAAACCAAGUACCCGAAGCUCUAGCCAUGCGUCCUGUUGGUGGCUUUUCACAUGGUUGCCAGAAUUGAAUGAGCAACACACUGACGCUAAGAAUCCCACUGGACUCAUGUCGGACGCAAAGAGGAAGUUUCGGAAAGUUCUAGACAAUUGCAGUAUUCACCAAGGGCCCUUCCAAGGCCUGAAGCUCUGGAAAGAUGCUCUGGGAAGUGAAUUUGAUCACAGCAUUGUCAACCACUUACUGCCUCGACUUGCCCAGCGUAUGCGCGAGAGAUUCUUGGUUAAUCCCACGAAGCAGGACAUGACCGAUCUGGAGGAUGUUCUACGUUGGAAAUCUUUCUUGCAGCCCAACGCUCUGGGAAUGCUUCUUAAGUCGGCCUUCUUUCCGCAGUGGCAUCGGGCCCUGCAUCACUGGCUGAUCAACGACCCUGACUAUGAAGAAGUUGGCGCCUGGUUCUCUUGGUGGAAGACACAGAUUCCAGAAGAGAUUAGUCAACUCAUAUUCAUCGAUGAUGAAUGGAAGAAGGCCCUCAAGACUAUGGAUUUGGCCAUGCAACUUGGACCUGACACCGCUGCUGCGCUUCCACUCCCAGAUGUCACAAAUCCAGUACUUCCCACCGGCCAAGAUAGCGCGCCUAAAGCUUCUACCUCUACUGCCACUUCCAAGCCCAAGCGGAAGCAUCAAGUUUUGGAAGAGGUUUCCUUUAAGGAUAUUGUUGAAAACUGGUGCAUGGAGCAAGGGUUGAUAAUGAUCCCCUUGCGCGAGGCGCACCCUCAAAACGGACGUCCCCUCUUCCGUAUUACAGGUAGCGCCUCGGGCAAGGGUGGCGUUGUUGGAUUUUUGCAAGGAGAUAUUGUCUGGGUCCGCGACAAGAAAUCGAAGGACGUUUGGCUACCAAUGGCCCUGGAUGAGAAAUUGAUUGAACUGGCUGAAAGCCGUUAG